CCAGUUUUGUUAGUGGCAUCAAUAAGUGGAUAGGGAGGCUAAAGGCCGAAGUUGAAUAGUAGGUUUGUCAUCGUAAAACAGUCUGCACUCAAUUUCUUGAAAGGUCUACAGGCUUGCACUACCCACCUUAAUGCUACUGUUGUGUUGCACUCUCAUUCAAGUGUCUCAAUGCUGGCCCAUCCAUAAUUCUUUUUUCAUACUCAGGCUUUUAUCUACUGUGAAUUUGGACUUUGGUGGUAUUAAGGUAAAAUAAUAUGUUUUUAAGUUUUAAUGAUAACCAUGUGUUUGGACUCUAUAUGGCCGUUGAUUUGCUUUUGUUAGUGUACUGAUUUAUUGACUAUACUUGAGUAAAAGAUUUGUGUUCUAAAUUUGGCCUUCCGUUGCUAAAUUCAAAUUCAUUGGUCACUUCCUAUUCUCUUACUACCUCCAUUCCUACUUUACUAAACACUCUUUUUCUUCGAUCUUUUACCUUCCUCACAGAAUUUAUUUUGUAUGGACAGCUCAUUAAAGAAUAGAAGAAGUGCAUUCUAUAACACCUUUCAUGAAUUAAUGAACUCCUAAUUUAUUUGUGGACCUAGCCACUUCUUUUCCCACGUUCUAAGUGUUCCAGGUCAAUUGUUUUGUACUAUUUCUACAAAUAGAGGAACAAGGGAACUCUCUGCGAGGACUACUCAUGGAAUUUGUAUACUUCUUAUGGUAACUAUUUCCAUCUUUUUGCACUUACCCUAUACAAAAUUACAAACUACUGACAGUUUCAAGAAUUUGGAGAAGGCACUAAGAAGAGUAUUGCAUGAAGACCCUGAUAUUCAUGGUAUAAUACUCAAUUUACAAAUUCUCAUUGAAUAGAACAAGAACAGUUUAGAGGGAAAAGAGGAUCUAUCCAUUGUUGGGACAGGCCCUGGGCAAAAGCCUGUGUAGCACCUAAAAUCUGAGCGGGAAGAGGAUUGCGUAGCCGCAGCAGGGCCAUACCUGAGAAUGACGGAAUCAAUACCAUUCAAGAACCUCCAUAACAGAGAAUACCAUGGCCACAAGAAGAAGGUUCAUUCUGUAGCGUGGAAUUGCAUUGGCACUAAACUAGCUUCAGGAUCGGUUGAUCAAACUGCUCGUAUUUGGCAUAUUGAUCCCCAUGGUCAUGCCAAGGCAAAGGAUAUUGAAUUAAAAGGCCAUACUGACAGUGUUGAUCAAUUAUGUUGGGACCCUAAGCAUGCUGAUUUAAUUGCAACAGCAUCACUUGACAAGACAGUUCGAUUGUGGGAUGCUCGCAGAAGAUGAACUUAGAAUAUUAGAUGUCCGCAAAUUCAAAGCUAUACACAAGCGCAAGUUCAACUAUGAGGUACUCCAUAUGUUUUUUGCUACUUGCACCAUGUGAAAGUUACUCCCUCCGUCCCGGAGUAUUCGUCCAGUUUUGACUUUUGGAACUGUUCAUCUAAGCACUUUGACUCAUCAAAUUCUCUCAAUGUGUAAGCCUAAAUAUAGUCAUGUGUGAUCU
Messenger RNA from Cuscuta campestris, 1489 nucleotides. The record is from the annotation of a GenBank genome assembly. Lineage: Eukaryota; Viridiplantae; Streptophyta; Magnoliopsida; Solanales; Convolvulaceae.